UGCUUUAAUGUGUUCAUACUUCAUAAUCCCCAUCAACUUCUCCCUUCCUACAUAACACACACUCUCUCUCUGAGCUCUCUCCCCAUAUUUCCCUCUCUAUAUUCCCACGCUUAUCACGUUACCAUUCUUCUCAGCACAGCCUUCUUUAGUCAAAACCAGUGAAACUUCAUUCUUUUUCCUCACACAAACUCUCUCCCUCUCUGAUCAAACUUUCAUCUUCAAUAAAACUGCACCUCUAUCACUGAUCUUCUGAAGGAGAGGAGCAAGAAAGGCAGCCAUGGAUAGUGACAACAACAUGAGUACAGUUAAUACUAGUGUCUGGAUUUCAAACACCGACCCUUCUGUCCACGAGGAUUGUGGAGAGGAGAUGAUGAAGGGUGGGAAUUGCAAUGAGGAGUCAUGUGAAGGUUGCUUCUACCAAGCGGAGAAGAAACGGAGACUUGCGGCUGAACAGGUGAGGUUUCUGGAGAGGAGUUUUGAAGUGGAGAAGAAGCUUGAGCCAGAGAGGAAGCUCCAAUUGGCUAACCAACUUGGGCUGCAGCCAAGGCAAGUUGCCAUUUGGUUCCAGAACAGGAGAGCCCGGAGCAAGACCAAACAGAUUGAGAAGGACUAUGAUUCCCUCAAAGCUAGGUUUGAUAAGCUCAAAGCUGAUCAUGAUUCCCUCUCCAAACAGAAUCAACAUUUGAGAAAUGAGGUUGUGUUGCUGACAGAUAAGUUGCUUAUUCAAGAACAGCAUGAGGGGAACCCAAAACCAGAAACAUAUGAUGCAACUGGACCUCUGAAACAGCCCUCCUGUAGUGCUGGUGCCAAAAAGGGAGAGAAUUUUCCAAUGGUGGUGAGCAAUAAGCACGAAAAUGGUAGCUCAGAUUCUUCACAUGUAUUAGACUCUGACUUUUCUCAAGAUAAUAAUGAAGAUGAUGAUAGCCUGAGCAGGAGCCUUUUCCAACCAUUCCUAAAGCUUGAACACCAUGGGGAUGGAUUCCAAUCAUCAUGCAAUUUGGGAUUUUCCCUUGAGGACCACACAACCUCUUCUUGGUUAUGGCCCUAGCUAGCUAGCUUAGCUUGUUGCCACCUUUUACCACUAUGUCUUUCUUUGGCUUUCUCAAAAAUAACUUUUCACCUCUUAAGUUAUUUGCUUUGUAAAUUCUUCUUUAGUGUUUGGCUUUUUGAAUUAUAUAAAUUCUAAUGAGAUAUCGGUGAACAAGUACUUAGUUACU
Ipomoea nil (Japanese morning glory) is the source of this 1217-nucleotide messenger RNA. Its product is annotated as homeobox-leucine zipper protein HAT7. Bases 278 to 1048 code for a protein of 256 amino acids. The transcript is spliced from 3 exons. The record is from RefSeq and is a predicted model, not a curated record. Gene Ontology annotation, molecular function: DNA-binding transcription factor activity, RNA polymerase II-specific; sequence-specific DNA binding. Lineage: Eukaryota; Viridiplantae; Streptophyta; Magnoliopsida; Solanales; Convolvulaceae. Gene Ontology annotation, biological process: positive regulation of DNA-templated transcription. Gene Ontology annotation, cellular component: nucleus.